AUUACAAUGACGUCACAGCAGGCAGUAGCAACACAAGGCCUUUGGAACCAUUUUGAAGAAAAAAUAUUUGUGUAGUGUUACCUCCGACCUAUCCUCACGAUCGCACGGUAACCUGAGACGGAUUCCAUCUUGACCAUCGGCCAAUAUAAAUUAUAAACAGGUAUCAAAAAGUUAAAAAAAAAUAAAAAAUAACUCAAUACGUUGAUUGAUAGGAACAUCGAAAAAUGAGGGAGGUUAUUAACAUCCAUCUCGGUCAAUGUGGUUGCCAAGUCGGCAAUGCCUGCUGGGAGCUCUUCUGUCUGGAACAUGGGAUUCAGCCCGACGGCUUGGUUCCAUCGGAUCAGACGAUAGGGGGCGGCGAUGAUUCCUUCAACACUUUCUUCGCGGAAACCGGCGCCGGGAAGCACGUGCCGAGAGCGGUGUUUGUGGACCUGGAACCGACGGUGAUUGAUGAGAUUCGAACUGGCACCUACAGACAGCUGUUUCACCCCGAGCAGCUUAUAUCAGGUAAAGAAGAUGCUGCCAACAACUACGCCAGGGGCCACUACACCGUCGGGAAAGAAGUCGUCGAUCUGGUCUUGGACCGGAUCCGGAAAUGUGCCGACCAGUGCACGGGCCUGCAGGGGUUCUUUGUGUAUCACAGCUUCGGCGGGGGUACGGGCUCGGGGUUCACCUCCCUGCUCAUGGAGCGGCUGUCCAUCGACUACGGCAAGAAAACCAAGCUGGAGUUCUCCAUCUACCCCGCCCCCCAAAUCUGCACGGCCGUGGUGGAGCCGUACAACUCCCUGCUUGUAACCCACACCACUCUGGAACAUUCCGACUGCGCCUUUCUCGUCGACAACGAAGCCCUCUACGACAUCUGCCGUCGUAAUUUGGAUAUCGAGAGGCCGACGUACACGAAUCUGAACCGUCUGCUGGGUCAAGCCGUCUCCUCGUUGACCGCUUCCUUACGUUUCGACGGUGCUGUUAACGUCGAUCUCAUGGAGUUCCAGACGAACCUGGUUCCGUAUCCUCGAAUUCAUUUCCCGCUCAUAGUCUGCGCGCCGAUCGUAUCAGCGGAGAAAGCGUAUCACGAACAGUUGACCGUGGCUGAGAUCACAAAUUCAGGAUUUGAACCGGCGAACCAGAUGGUCAAAUGCGACCCCCGCCACGGGAAAUAUAUGGCCUGCUGUCUGUUAUACAGAGGGGACGUCGUGCCCAAAGACGUCAAUGCUGCUAUCGCCACCAUCAAGACCAAACGUACCAUACAAUUCGUAGACUGGUGCCCGACGGGUUUUAAAGUAGGCAUCAACUACCAGCCUCCGACGGUCGUGCCCGGGGGUGAUUUGGCCAAGGUCCAGAGGUCGCUUUGUAUGCUGGCCAACACGACAGCUAUUGCUGAGGCUUGGGCCAGGCUUGACCACAAGUUUGAUUUACUCUACGCCAAGAGAGCUUUCGUUCAUUGGUACGUCGGUGAGGGGAUGGAGGAGGGUGAGUUCACUGAGGCCAGGGAGGAUCUAGCAGCGCUGGAGAAGGACUAUGAGGAAGUGGGUCUGGACUCCUUGCUGGGAGGAGAGGGAGAAGAGGAGGUGGAGGAGUUUUAAAAAACUGGCAUCAAAAGAAACUUUUUUGUGGCGGAGGCUUGCCACAAAUACUAAUGUAUAAAGAUCAUAUCAUCGAGUGAAGUGGAACAAGUAGCUGGGUUGUCGUGUGGUUGGUAGGGUGGGGUUGUCGUUUGGUUGGCAGGUGGGUUUUACUAGGGGUGUGGGUAAUUCAGGUCUGGGAAUGGUUAGGAUGGCUCAGAGGAGAUUCACCAUCAAUGUGAGGCAAUUUUCAGGGGUUUAUAUGUUGUACAAAUAGCUGGGAUUUUUAUCUUUUGACUUAACUUUGUGGGCACAAGUUGCUGGGAUUUUCUGUUUGAACUAAAUUGUUAUACAAGUUGCUGGGAUUUGUCUAGUGACCUUAUUGUAGGGAUUAAUUAAUUAGACAGUUGGGGGAACAAGUUGUAGGGAUUUGUUGAUGAUCAAAUCGUAGCCUUAGUCGUAGGAUGUCACUACUGAGCAAUGGUACUAGUGGCACGAAUGAGUUGAUCUGGUUGUUCCUUAACUAGAAGCAGUUCUACAGCAGGCAUAGCUUGCAUGAAAUAUACUUUAAUAUUUGAUUACUUUAUAUCUCUGCAAAGAAAUAGCUAAGAAAUUGUUUUAGCAUAGUUUAAGAAAACAUCCAAAGGAAUACAGGGGUUUAAAUGUCAAAGAAUACAGAAAAAAAUGCAGAGGUAUAUUUUGUACUUUUAGUAUUGUCAUCAAAAUACGAUUGAGUAGUAUGAAAUUUGUAUUCCAUUUAUGUAAAUGACAUCCAUAAUACAUCCAUAAAAGAAAAGUCGUU
Physella acuta is the source of this 2364-nucleotide messenger RNA. Its product is annotated as tubulin alpha-1 chain. Gene Ontology annotation, cellular component: microtubule. Gene Ontology annotation, molecular function: structural constituent of cytoskeleton; GTP binding. Gene Ontology annotation, biological process: microtubule-based process. The record is from RefSeq and is a predicted model, not a curated record. Lineage: Eukaryota; Metazoa; Mollusca; Gastropoda; Physidae.